This is a messenger RNA of Zootermopsis nevadensis, 5783 nucleotides long. The record is from RefSeq and is a predicted model, not a curated record. NCBI's taxonomy places the organism in Eukaryota, Metazoa, Arthropoda, Insecta, Blattodea, Termopsidae.
UUUCUGGUGAACAGAAGAAACGACUGUGAUGAUUAAGAUGUGUUUUUACAAUUCAUACGGUUUUGUUUCAUCUGCUAUUGCAGUGGAAAACGAUAUUAUAAAUAUAUACUGUUAUAUAGACAAUUUAGAAAUGUUACAUUUAUUAAUAGGUUUACGAGGUUUUUAGACAUCGUCUUAAGCAGGGUCUUCAAACGAUAAAAAUGGCUUCAAGACGUUUAAGAAUAAAGCCUGUUGCUAAUGUCCCUGUCCGUCGAGGGAAGGUGAACAGCGAGAAUGUAAGAACUGAUGAAGCAGGUGAGAGUGGAGAGAAGGAAGACAUGACAAAAUUGGAACAAGAAGGAUCAGACACUUUGUCCAUGGGUGGAAAUUCACCAAAUAAUAACUCCUUACCUUGUGAAGAUAGUGAACCAAAUGAUAUUCCACACAAUGUUGUGAUUGCUUCAUCCUCUCAGAAUAUAGAUUGUUGCCUUAAAAACGUUAAUGAAGUCUCAUCUGCAAGUCAACAUGGUACAGAUGAAACUGUAAAGUCACAAGAAAGUGAGGUUGGGAAAGCUGAGGUAGAUGCAAGCGAAUCAGCUGCUUGUAAAAGCAAGUCCCUUGUUUUGUGUACAACACCAUUAUUAGAUAAGAUUCCACUGGGACCUGUUCGGAAGCGUAUGAAGCCUGCUGUUAGCAUCCCUGCAGUUACAAGAAGACCAAGAGUGUUGUGUAAAGUUGUAAGUGAUGAUAAACUGGAAAUUGUAUCAUCACUUGUUAAUUCUAAUAAAAAUAUCCAAGAAGGAAGUGUACAGCAAAACAUAGUAACAGAUGAGAAUGUUAGUGAGGGGGCCAGUAUUAUGCUUCCUUGUUAUCAGAAAGGAAAUAAUGAGGUGUCUUUGUCAGGUGGAAAGAGUAUUGGUCUUGGAGUUCCAGGAAUAGCACAAAUAAUACCUACUGGAACAGCUAUUCGUCCUCAACUUGACGGUAAUAUAGGUGUCUCCGGACAAAUUUAUGGGAAUGGAGAAGCCCCCCAUUCCUUGCCAGAACCAGAUUUGCCUUCAGAAGAAGCUGGUGGAGGGUAUAGUAAAGUGUUACUAAAGCCAUCAUCAUCUCAGGUGAAUGUAGUUCAAAGAUCAAGAUUCAUUAAACCAAGACCUCAAAUUUUGGAUCCGAGCGUUCGUAAAUGUAAGUCUGUGGAUGGCAGCGCAAGUAAUCGUGAAUCUGAUGACGCAAGUAAAGCACAUUCUUCAGAUUCAUUUCCAUUUAAUAAUGACAGUGGGAAAGUUGUGUCAAGACUUGAUUGGCAAACUCCAAAUCUGAUUGACAGAAUUGAAAGUCUGAAACCAGAAAAUGCAAGUGCCACUGAAUCAGAAGAUGAAUCUAGGAGAUGUGUAUCAGAUACUGAUGAUAUAUCUCCUCCAGCCAGAAAGUCUGUAGAAACAUCCAGGGGAAGGUUUGUAAGGCAGACUCCUCGGUUUAUUGAGGCUUCAAUGAGACGUCACAGUAUGCAGGUUAAUGCUGUUGAAUCAGAAGAAGAACUUUCGAAACAGACUUGCCUAGUAACAUCACCUCACAAGAGGCAUGCUGAUACAUCUAGUGAGGAACCAGCAGCAACACCAAAUGACUUUGGAUCCUUUGAGGAAGCAGAUAAGAAAGUCACCCGAGUUCGUCGCACUGCAAGCAGUGGUAUGCAGCGUAUGGCAAGAGCUCGACAAGAGUUUCAAAACAAGUUUGGGAACCAAGCACCUGAUCGGAGCCGCCUUACAAUGUUUGAUCUCAUAUUUUACAACCCAACUACAAACCCAAUGAAAUGCUCAGACCAAGGCAAUGACAGUUCCAGAGUUUCUCAAAAUCAAAGUAGUGAUGAACAUAUAAUUGAAGAACAUUUGGAAGAGGAGCAAGUUGAUGAACCAGCUGUUGAGGGAGAGGACAGACAGAAUGAUAAGAACAGUGUCGAGGAGGAAGAAGGAGAAGAAGACAUGGCUAUGCCAGUGCCUCAAGUCAAAGUUGGGCCAGAUGGUCAGAUCAUCCUUGAUGAAAAGAGUUUGGUGAUAGAAACAACAGGCGCAAAAAAGAGCAGAGAAGAUCUUGCUAAUUCUGCUGUAAUAGUUGAUUACGGUACAGGGUAUGCAGGCUAUGGUACUUACAGCAAGAGGAACAAGAAAUCGAAGGAAUGGUCUAAACAAGAGACCCUGAAGUUCUAUAGGGCUCUUAAUACAGUAGGCACAGAUUUUCUUCUAAUGCAGUCCAUCUUUCCCAAACGAACAAGACAAGAUUUGAAAAUGAAAUUCAAGAAAGAAGAUCGCAUGAAUAGAUUCUUAGUUGAGAAGGCUCUUCGUUAUCCAUUGGACUUUGAUCUUACAGAGUUAGAAAAAGACCUGGAAAAAGAAGAGGAGGAAGAGAGACACAAGAAACUCGCAAAACUACUUAAGAAAAGGUCAUCUUGCAAGAAAAUAAAAAAGAAAAUAUCUUCAAGUAAAAGGAGUGUCAGGAAAGGUUUUCUGUCUGCCUCAAUGGAUCCUGGAGACACAGGAGACCGUCAGAAUAGAAAUAAGAGAUGUAAGAGAAGAAGAGAUGGUGGAUUGAAUGAAUUAAGUGAUGAAGGAACAUCAAGAGAAAAGCGGCCCUGCAAAGCUGGCAGAGUUAAUCAUGAGAGAGGAGAGAGUUGUUCCUCAUUAUCAGAUGAUGACAAUGAACUUGAAUUUAAUUAUGAUGAUGAGCUCAAGUUUUCUGCAGAAAAUGAACCACUUGAUACGAAUACAAAAUCUGAUAAUGACAGUGAAGGAAGUGAUAAUGAUACAAGAGAGCUGGAGUAUCUCUCCAAACCCCCAAAACCUACAAGAUCUGGUCGCAUACCUCAACCGAGGAAACUGGAUAGACUAGAGGAUGAUGUGACAUUGGGAAACAAAGGAAAGAGAACGUUGAACAGAUUGGUUAGUGCAAAUAAUAUAUUAAAACCUGGUGCUGAGAACCAGCCAUUACCUCUUGAGGAUCUUACAAAUGUGGAACCUGGUUCACUGGUUGUUUUAGCUACCCAGUCUCCUACCAACCCCAGUCAUCAUGUGUACAAGGUGUUCAUGGUACCUCCAAACCCAGCAAAUUUGUCAAGUGUUGCACCUACAAUGUCUCCUGUGCCAGUGUCUUUACCUUCAGCGUUACUGCAAUCCAUGACAGUUAAUGUAACUAGUAGCCAGUUAUGUGAUGAAUCUCAUCCCACUGAUGAGUGAAAAAGAUUUGUAUAUUUGCUUGCAAAAUACCCAUUUUAGCCCUUUGUUAUAAUUUAGAAUGUGGUAUAUUCUCCAGUCUGUGAAAGUAAUAAUAAAUAAGUUUGUAUUAAUCUGGAACAUGUAAACUAAGUAUGAUGGUGAUUCAGUGGUAGAUUUUUCGCUGUUAUAUAUUGUAUUUGUUUCAGAGGUGAUUGUAAGAAAAAUCCACAUACCUAUUCCCUUACAGUAUAUACUGAUAGUCACUUCAUAAGGACAGGCACAAGGAACAUGUUAUUUUAUUGAAAAAUGUAAAGUAUUGUAUGUCCAAUAUAAAUGACUGGUAUGUAUUUAAUUUACAGUUUAUUAUACAGACAAAUACAACUGUUUUGAGCACAGUCAACUUAAGAAAAGUAAUAAAUAUAAAAAUAAAAUGAUAAAUUAGUCAAAUUAGAAAACUGUUCUGAAUAUAAAGUGAAAAAUGUGAAAGAAGCUGCCAACAACAGAAGCCAAAAGACAAUAGACAUCAGUAGGAUAAAAGAACCAAUGAAGUCCUAAAAAAUCGCUUCACUUCUGCCUUAGUCUGUGCUUUUAAAUGGAAGUGGCAUAUUAAUUUUACAGCUUAGAAAAUUGUAUAGGUCUUGAGAAUCUGAACUGUAUCCUGUCAGCAUUUUCUGAGAAAUUUUUUAAGCUACUUAUUGUAUAAUUUUGUGUGUCACAGUUUGAAUCUCAGCCUCUUUUUCUCUUGUACUCCGGUAAACAUCCAACGUGGCACAGUGGGAGUUAAUUUGUUUGCAUUUAUAGGAUAUUCGUUCUCCAUGGCCUGAUGGUGGCUUUAUUUUUACACUCAUUGUCAUGUUUUUAUUGUUUUGGUGUAUUUACUGCCCAAUAUUUUGUAUGGUUUUGGAGUUAUCUUGCAAUGGUAUACACAUCUCUAUAAAAAUAGUAUUCUAGUGCUGGUAAAUGUACAAGUCCAGUGAAUAUUUGAAGUUGAUAGCAUAAAUGUUUUCUGAGUUUGAAUCAGGUAUACAAGAUUUCAUUUUGGAGAUGGCAGCAAAUUUAUUGGUUUUCUUCUGUUACCAUCUCACAGAAAGGUCUGUAUAUGCAAAUAUUAUGAAAUACUAUUUUUUGACACUUCAACAGGGUGAUUUGGAAUGCUCCUUAAAAAUUGGUACAAAAGGGUUUAUUGUCCUCAAAGUUCAAGGUUUGCUUCCAUUCCAGAUUACUGUUCAUGACUGUAAUCUUGAGACUAUCAGGGUAAGGAAAUGGGGAGGAGGAGGUAGGGAGGAACAGCAUCUGCUGUGUAGUAUGGUAACAUAGCAACAGUUUAGAACAUGUAUGGUCUGGAGCUUUCAUGGUGACUAAGUAUAAUAAAUUCUUGGUUGAAAGGUGAAAAAGUUGUUUUACCUUCCAACAACCUGACACGGCUGGUAGCCCAAAAAGAAUUUAUUAAAGUUUAGAACAUGUUGGCCACUAGUAAGUAUUCUUGUGUCAAUCCACUGUAGCGUAAGUAGUAAAUAUUAUUGCUUGUGUAGUAGUUGCUGAUCCAUGCUGCUGCUGCUCCUGACUUUCUCGUUCUUUGCAAAUCUCAAGAUUACAGUCGUGAACUAUACCUGUCUUGUGUGGAUUGGGCAGUAUUGCUAAUAGUAGUACUACUGUCUGCCUCUGUCUUUUAUUUCCCUUCAUUGCAAUGCAAUGUUUUUUUCAAAUUCAUUAUGCUAUAGUGCUGUAACUUACAGAGUUAUCUUCAAAAUCUUUGGAUUGUCUAUUGCACUGUCACUUUUUCUGAUAUUGUUAUGUGGUUAUUAUCUGUGAUGUAGAAACAUGGCCUUGAUAUCAACACUGAACAACAGCUGGUGAUUAAACAGGCUUUGAUUGUAGGGUGAUGUCAUUGUUAUUCUUUAUAAAUUAUUUGGUUGGGAGAAUGUGGUAUUUGCAAGUUACAUAUAAGAGGGCCUGUAAAAGUCUAAAUUUAUCCAGACUCAUAUUCUUUGUCAGUAGGUAGCACACGUAUGAUUAUUCAGAUUGAGAGCAGUUUCGAGCAUUUAGCCCAAUGAAGGGAUUUAAAGUCUAAAUGUUCUAAAGCUUUAGGGCCGGUAAAAGGUUAAACAAUUGUAUUUGGUGGUCUACUUGUUUAUAAAAUAAUUAAUGCAAUAGAUGUGAAAAACUUCAAAUUUCUGGUACAUAGUGGGUUUAGAAGGUAAAGGUGGUGUUUUCAAAAAGUCCCAGUUUGUUUGCAAAAGUACAUCAAGUUUCUGCCCAAAUAUUUGCUCAUUCCCCAAGGUAUAGCUAAUAUCAGGGUAAAUAAUUUCUCAUAUGACACCAAUUUAACAUUAGUGAAGUUACUACCGGUGAGAGUAUUGGUGUUGAAAGGUUUCUAUUUUGAAGUGGUUUGCCAAAUAUUCAAAUUUCAUACUGCAUUUUUGUUUUAGUUUUUUUUCUACCAGUGAACUUUGUUAAAGUACUUCUUUAUCUUAAUAUGCUGUUGGUCCAACAAAUGGUAGUGUUUGGCAAGUUUUGUAGACUCUAAAAUGUUAAUUUAUUUGUUAUGUGUUGUUAUUUAAUGAUGUAUUUACAAACAAUAAAGGAACUAUUACAAUA